GACUCACGCACACUCGGAGUUACAAAGUACCAAGUCUUCUGUACCGUCCUGGCCGCGCUGGGUAGUUUCAACUUUGGUUGGAACAACGGUUCGGUGAACAUCCCGGGCGAUGUCCUGCAAAACUGCGUCACCGGCCGCAAGUACUACGGCGUGUUCCCGUCUUGCAUCUACGUCAAGUCCGGAACUAUCUGGGGUAUCAUUGUCGGCUGCUUCGCCCUCGGUGCCAUCAUCGGCGCUGUCAUCUCCAACCCGGUCAUCAACCGCAAGGGCUACAAGUUUGUCCUGUGCUGGUUCGCUCUGCUCAACGUCGUCGGUGCCCUGCUGCUGUCGCUAACCACCAAGAUCCCACAGUUCAUUAUCGGCCGUCUUGUCGUCGGUAUUGCCGCUGGUGCCGCCAACAAUGCCAUGGCUACCUAUGUUUCGGACAUGGCGACCCCGCGCAGCCGUACCAUUCUCAGCGGUGCGCUGCAGUUUGCCUGUAACUUUGGUAUUAUGCUUGACAACGCCUGCGCCCUGGGUCUCGCCCCUCCCCCUCGCUGGAGAAUCCUGUUCGCUCUCACCGGCGUCUUUGGCCUGAUCAACUUUGCGCUGUUCCCGUUCGCCCCCGAGUCGCCCAAGUGGCUGGUCAAGAAUGGCCGCAUCGACGAGGCGCGCGAGGCGCUGCAAAAGUUCCGUGCUGGUGCCGACAUUGAGCAGGAGCUGAACGACAUUAUCCAGACUGACAAGGAAAACCGUGAGCGCACCGCCGAUGUCAACGUCAUGCAGGUCCUGCGUGGCCAGACCCCCGACAACCUCCGCCACCAGCUGCUCUGUGUGUCUGCGCUGAUGUUCCUCCAGCAGCUGUGUGGUAUCAACGCUGUCAUUUUCUACUCGACCCAGAUCAUCAACAACUCGACCCACGACAACCCCGCCGACAUCCCCACUCUGGCCCAGAUCCUCACCACUGUCAUCUCGAUUGUUGCUGUGAUCUUUACCUUCAUUGGCAUGAUCCUGUGCGCCUAUUUUGGCCGCCGCACCUUGCUCAUGUUCUCGCACGCCACCAUGGGCGUUUUCUCGGCUCUCAUGGUUGCUGGCUCAGUCAAGGACAUUACUGGGCUGGUUGUGACAAUGGUGUUCCUAUUCAACGCCUUCUUCAACCUCGGUGUCGGCCCCAUCCCGUGGGCGACAGCCUCGGAGGUGACUCCGAUGUACGCCAUGACCGCCAUGUCUGCCAUCGGCACUGGUAUCGGCUACCUGUUCACCUUCGUCAUCGGUGUCAUCUUCCCGCCCAUGCAGGCAUCCUGGGGCAACUGGACAUUCUUCUUCUUUAUGUUCUGGAACUUUGUCGCAGUCUGCUUCGUCUUCCUGUUCGUCCCGGAGACCAAGGAUCGCCGUAUUGAGGAC
Messenger RNA from Linderina pennispora, 1383 nucleotides. Its product is annotated as general substrate transporter. Gene Ontology annotation, biological process: monosaccharide transmembrane transport. Gene Ontology annotation, molecular function: hexose transmembrane transporter activity. Gene Ontology annotation, cellular component: membrane. The record is from RefSeq and is a predicted model, not a curated record. NCBI's taxonomy places the organism in Eukaryota, Fungi, Kickxellomycota, Kickxellomycetes, Kickxellales, Kickxellaceae. The annotation marks the transcript as partial. The transcript has a single exon.